CCCGCUUUUAUGAUCCAAUCACGAUGCAUUACAUGUGAUCUCUUUUUGGUUUCCCUUUUGGGCAACUAGGACGUCACUUGUAGAUUCAUUGGUGUUGUAUGAAUAUCGAGGACAAAACAGUGCACUUUCUCGACCCAAGUUAACUCACUCUCAAAGAAUACUCCAGUAUUGGAAGUUACUGCCGAAUCGCAGGAAGCGGAAGACAACCCCGCACGCCCUAUGUCUUAACAUAACCUUGAGGGGUAAUCAUCAAUAAAGCCGUCGUCAACCGCACUUUUGUCCUCAAUCCUUAACUUCAACAUGGCUAGCGAAAAGACCACCACUCUCUCCGAGUAUCUCUUCACUCGACUCCUCCAGCUUGGUGCCGACUCCAUCUUUGGAUUGCCGGGAGAUUUCAACCUUAAGCUGCUGGAUUACAUAGCUCCCUCGGGAUUGAAAUGGAUCGGGAACUGCAACGAGUUGAAUGCAGGAUAUGCUGCUGAUGGAUAUGCGCGGAUCAAGGGAAUCGGUGCUCUCAUCACCACAUUUGGUGUCGGAGAGCUCUCGGCUAUCAACGCCAUUGCGGGUGCAUAUGCGGAACGAGCUCCGGUCAUUCACAUAGUUGGCACGCCACCACGACAAUUGCAGGAAUCGCGAGCUCUCGUCCAUCACACUUUCGCUGAUGGCGAUUUUGGUAGAUUUGACCAGAUGCAGGAACACAUCACAGUGGCGCAAGUCAUUAUCAAUGACUACCGGACGGCACCGGCGGAAAUCGAUUACGUUCUACAGCAGUGUUUAGUUCACAGCAGGCCGGUUCGGAUUGCAAUUCCGCAUGAUAUGGUUGGAGUGCGGGUUUCUGCAGCAGGGCUUGAUACCAAGAUCGUCAUCCCUCCUCCGGUCAGCCAGCCACAGGUCGAAGAGGAGGCGUUGCGACUCGUCCUGGACCGAAUCUACAGCAGCAAGAAGCCAAUGAUACUGGUUGAUGGCGAGAGCAGGGUGCUUGACAUUUUGGAUGAGAUCGAUCAGUUUGUCAAGAAGACGGAAUGGCCUACCUUUACUUCUGGAUUCGGAAAGAGUCUUGUUAGCGAAGCAUUGCCAAACGUGCAUGGGGUCUAUUCGCUAGAUCACAAGAAUUUCGUCGAUUCUUGCGAUUUGGUUCUCUGCUUUGGACCUCACUACAGCUCGACAAAUAGCCACCAGAGCCUUACGCUUCCAAAGAAGGAGGUUACGAUAGACUUCACGGGAACCGCGGUCAAGACAAACAAGGACGCCUUCCAUGACCUCCCAUCAAAGCAAUUUCUACAACAACUUAUCGCGCAGCUCGAUGCUUCAAAGUUCCCCAAGCACACUCCCGAAAUCAUCCCCACUAGCACCCUUUCCCCAGUGACAAGGUCGGAUCCGGUGACACAGACCGGCGGGUUCUGGCAGAGACUGUCCCCAUUCCUCCGGGAAGGUGACAUCAUUCUCGCAGAGACUGGUACGGCCGGUUACGGUGCGAACGAGUUUGCCCUCCCCCAGCACACGCGCCUCUUUAGACCGGUUACCUGGUUAUCCAUCGGAUACAUGCUCCCCGCAGCCCUCGGUGCCAGCAUUGCACAGAGGGACCUCAUCGCCCGGUCCGAGUAUCACAAUCUCCCACGUGCUCGCACUGUUCUCCUCAUCGGAGAUGGCAGCUUCCAACUAACAGCACAGGAACUCAGCACUAUCAUUCACCACAAACUGGACGUGAUCGUCUUCCUCAUCAACAACGAAGGAUACACGAUUGAGCGGUGCAUCCAUGGACGAAACGCGGAGUAUAACGACAUCACCCAAUGGCGGUACCUCAAGGCUCCGGCAUUUUUCGGUGCGCCAGAAGAGGGCGAGCACGCCGCACACACAACCGAGAUCCGAACCUGGGGUGACUUGGAGAAGGUCAUUGCUGAUGAGAGGAUGUGGAAUGCGAAGGGGAUCCGAAUGGUGGAGGUGUUCCUGCCGAAACUUGAUGCGCCUAAGCUUCUGAUGGGUUUAUUGCAUAAUCAGGAGCAAGCGGAGCGGAAGCAGCAAGAGAAGAAAUGACGGGAGAAAAAGCACACAAAGACAAAUGACAAUUGUUGUAAAUGUAGCUCUGCAAUGCCAUUUAGGCGACGGAAUUCGGGGAGUAAAUCUUGAACAUGAUUGGUCGAUGUCAUUUUCCUCUCCUUGCACUUCCAUCGGCUAAAAGUCAUUAAGAUUUCGCCAGGGCUGUGCUUAAUCUAGAGUACAUACAUGGUCUCUAGAUCUACAUCCCUUUCCAUAUUGGGAAUAGUGCCAAAUAUCCAAGUCAUGUGAUUUAAGUAUCAAUUCUGUGAGAAAGCAGUCAAACAGGUCAUUUUUUCU
Messenger RNA from Aspergillus glaucus CBS 516.65, 2334 nucleotides. Its product is annotated as alpha-keto acid decarboxylase family protein. The coding region runs from base 301 to 2034 and encodes 577 amino acids. Lineage: Eukaryota; Fungi; Ascomycota; Eurotiomycetes; Eurotiales; Aspergillaceae. The transcript is spliced from 2 exons. The record is from RefSeq and is a predicted model, not a curated record. Gene Ontology annotation, molecular function: thiamine pyrophosphate binding; magnesium ion binding; carboxy-lyase activity.